Castor canadensis (American beaver) is the source of this 834-nucleotide messenger RNA. Lineage: Eukaryota; Metazoa; Chordata; Mammalia; Rodentia; Castoridae. The record is from RefSeq and is a predicted model, not a curated record.
GAACCUCAAGGCUGGAAGAAGCCCCCAAAGUUUUGACCAAAAAUCACCAUGUCACUCAUGAAGAAGAAGACAAGAAAGAAGACAAACCGCGUGACAAAAUGGAAUCUAGGAAAGAAGACAUGGCAGAUGAAGAACCAGCAGAAGUACAAGAUGAAGAUGGAUUUCAAGAACAAGGUUUAAAAAUGAAUAAAGAAUUCCAGCCAGAAGAUGAUCACGGAUUUCCCCAGACACUUAAGAAAAUCAUGAAGCGGACGAGAGAGACAGAUGGGAAGGCUUCAGAAACAUCUGACAAGGACACAUCUGAAGAGGAUGAGGCUGACGAGGAUGAAAUAGAGGGUGAUGAAGACCCCCUUGAUGAACUGUCUGCAUCAGGCAUCCAACAUAGAAAUUCAUCUUCCAAACCCAAGAUGCCUUGUAAAAAUGCCAUGAGAAGACCUCAAAAGCUGGCGGUUUUACAAGCUGCAACCAGUGAGGGCGACUAGAAUAAAAAAGCCUAUUUUAACACUGAUAUGAAAGACAGCAGACAAAAGAGCACAGGAUCCUCAAGAUCACAUACAAAAAGAAUACCCCAAACUGGAAAAGCUGCUCUCAGAUCCACCAUGAGCGUCAACACAAAUCAGGAGUGGAUGUGUGGCCAGACAUACAAGCCUCGUGGGACCAGGGAGAUUGAUCAUCUUCUGCUGGAUAAAACCCCCACGCCAAAGACUCAGAAUUUUCUGCCUCAUACUUGAACCUAGAAAGAACAUGGCUGUCAAAAAACAAAAGAAACAAAGAAGACAUCCAAAGGUCACCUUGACAACUACUUCAAAAGUUGUUCAUAUCAUCUUGUUUGAA